This is a messenger RNA of Propithecus coquereli (Coquerel's sifaka), 3213 nucleotides long. RefSeq names its product seizure related 6 homolog (mouse)-like (gene SEZ6L). Gene Ontology annotation, cellular component: endoplasmic reticulum; neuronal cell body. The annotation marks the transcript as partial. Gene Ontology annotation, biological process: synapse maturation. The record is from RefSeq and is a predicted model, not a curated record. Lineage: Eukaryota; Metazoa; Chordata; Mammalia; Primates; Indriidae. The transcript has 16 exons.
CUCCUCUUCCAAGAUGCUGGCCCCGAGGGAGACGCCGGCCCCUCCGGCCCUUACCUCCUGCCCUCGGGAGCCCUGGAGAGCAGUGGCCUGGGCAGAGAGAGCCCCAGAGAGAGAGUGGCGACGGCCCCCCCGCAUCCCACGCAGUCGGGGGAAGAGCUGGGCCAGCCGGAGCUGGAGGGGACAGCCCCCUCCGCACACCACGACACCCCGGCCCUGUCGCCGCUGCUCCCGGAGGAGGCCAGCACCAAGCACACCUCGUCCCCCAGGAAGAAACCGCCUUCUCUCAAGCAGGUCAACUCGGCCAGGAAGCAGCUGAAGCCGAAAGCCACCUCCGCAGCCACCGUCCAGACGGCGGGGUCCCAGCCAGCGCCCUUGGACCCGGGUCUCCUCUCCUCGUCCACAGGGAAGCCCCGCCCACCGGGGGACCCAGACCCUGUCGUCCCUUCCGAGGAGGCGUCGGAGGUGCCCCUCUGGCCGGAGCAGAAGGAAGGUGCGGUGCCCACAACACCGGCUCCCCUGCAAAUCUCCCCCUUCACCUCGCAGCCCUAUGUCGCCCAGACCCUCCCCCAGGAGGCCCCCCCGGAGGACGCCAGCACCGUGACCCUGACCGACAAAGGUGAGAACGAGCUGACCGGGUCAGCAUCCGAGGAGAGCCAGGAGACCACCACGUCCACCAUCAUCACCACCACGGUCAUCACCACCGAGCAGGCCCCAGCUCUCUGCAGUGUGAGCUUCUCCGACCCCGAGGGGUACAUCGACUCCAGCGACUACCCGCCGCUGCCCUUCAGCAGCUUCCUGGAGUGCACGUACAACGUGACAGUCUACACUGGCUACGGGGUGGAGCUCCAGAGAAGCCCAUUCUAUGUCCCCGUGGAGAGAGGCUCAACCUUCAUGCUGAGCUGCAACUUUCCCCGCCGGCCCAACUCCGGGGAUGUCACGGUGAUGGACCUGCACUCGGGCGGGGUGGCCCACUUCCACUGCCAGCUGGGCUACGAGCUCCAGGGCGCCCAGACGCUGACGUGCAUCAACGCCUCCAAGCCCCACUGGAGCAGCCAGGAGCCCAUCUGCUCAGCCCCUUGCGGAGGAGCAGUGUACAAUGCCACCAUCGGCCGCGUCCUCUCCCCAAGUUACCCCGGAAACGCCAACGGGAGCCAGUUCUGCGUGUGGACGAUCGAAGCUCCAGAGGGACAGAAGCUGCACCUCCACUUUGAGAGGCUGUCGCUGCACGAGAAAGACAGGAUGACGGUGCGCAGUGGGCAGACCAACAGGUCGGCGCUUCUCUACGACUCCCUGCAAUCCGAGAGCGUCCCCUUCGAGGGCCUCCUCAGCGAGGACAACACCAUCCGCGUCGAGUUCACGUCCGGCCAGGCCCGGGCGGCCUCCACCUUCAACAUCCGAUUUGAGGCGUUUGAGAAAGGCCACUGCUACGAGCCCUACAUUCAGAAUGGGAACUUCACCACUUCUGACCCAACCUACAACAUCGGGACCACAGUGGAGUUCACCUGCGACCCCGGCCACUCUCUGGAGCAGGGCCCGGCCAUCAUCGAGUGCAUCAAUGUGCGGGACCCGUACUGGAAUGACACAGAGCCCCUGUGCAGAGCCAUGUGUGGUGGGGAGCUCUCUGCUGUAGCUGGGGUGGUGCUGUCCCCAAACUGGCCAGAGCCUUACGUGGAAGGUGAAGAUUGUAUCUGGAAGAUCCACGUGGGGGAAGAAAAGCGGAUCUUCUUGGAUAUCCAGUUCUUGAACCUGAGCAACAGCGACAUCUUAACCAUCUACGACGGCGAUGAGGUCAUGCCCCACAUCUUGGGGCAGUACCUCGGGAAUAGCGGCCCCCAGAAGCUGUACUCCUCCACGCCAGACCUCACCAUCCAGUUCCACUCGGACCCUGCCGGCCUCAUCUUUGGAAAGGGCCAGGGAUUUAUCAUGAACUACAUAGAGGUGUCAAGAAACGACUCCUGCUCAGACUUGCCUGAGAUCCAGAACGGGUGGAAAACCACUUCUCACACGGAGCUCGUGAGGGGAGCCAGAAUCACCUACCAGUGCGACCCCGGCUAUGACAUCGUGGGGAGUGACACCCUCACCUGCCAGUGGGACCUCAGCUGGAGCAGCGACCCCCCGUUUUGUGAGAAAAUCAUGUACUGCACCGACCCCGGAGAGGUGGACCACUCGACCCGCUUAAUUUCGGACCCCGUGCUGCUGGUGGGGACCACCAUCCAAUACACCUGCAACCCCGGCUUUGUGCUUGAAGGGAGUUCUCUCCUGACCUGCUACAGCCGCGAAACGGGGACUCCCAUCUGGACGUCUCGCCUGCCCCACUGCGUUUCGGAGGAGUCCCUGGCAUGUGACAAUCCAGGCUUGCCUGAAAACGGAUACCAAAUCCUGUACAAGCGACUCUACCUGCCGGGGGAGUCCCUCACCUUCAUGUGCUACGAAGGCUUCGAGCUCAUGGGCGAAGUGACCAUUCGCUGCAUCCUAGGACAGCCGUCCCACUGGAACGGUCCACUGCCUGUCUGUAAAGUUAAUCAAGACAGUUUCGAACACGCUUUAGAAGCAGAAGCGGCAGCCGAGUCGUCGCUGGAAGGAGGGAACAUGGCCCUGGCGAUCUUCAUCCCGGUCCUCGUCAUCUCCUUGCUGCUGGGAGGAGCCUACAUUUACAUCACAAGAUGUCGCUACUACUCCAGCCUCCGCCUGCCCCUGAUGUACUCUCACCCCUACAGCCAGAUCACUGUCGAAACCGAGUUUGACAACCCCAUCUACGAGACAGGGGAAACCAGGGAGUACGAGGUCUCCAUCUAAAGAGAGCUACGCUUUAGAAGGGAACUUACGGACAGGAACGCAACUACAACCUCCUCGAGACAUUCAUCCAGAGACCACGUGGCAUUUGAUGGAAACCCCAGAGUGUCAACUGUCUUUCCUUUAGACUCUUUCUUGAAGAUUUACUGUUUUUCUUCACUGUAUUUAUUAUAUUUAAAAAAGUGAAACAGGUGUGGUUUGGAUGUAUCGCGGCCGUAGCCAAAUUCACGUUACAGCCUCAGUCCUGAGGGCAGGUGGAAGACUUCAACACGGCAAAUGGCAGCCGCAGAAACGAACCGCAGAUCGAGUGUCUCCCGCCGGGAACGCCACGCUAAGGCUCAUCCACCUGCAUGCGUCUUCGGGAAUCCGUGCCCGUGGCGUUUUCAGUACAAAGCUAAGCCCCCAGAUUAGGCUGGAAAG